UCGUCCCUCUUCUUCUUCUAGUGAAUCAUGGCUAUAACUCUACGCUCAUCAAUCUCCUUCAUUGGUCGCGUAGACUCCAAUUCCCAUAAAACAUCCGACGACCUCCCUGUUUCGAUGACGACGUUGUCUAUUGCCGACGGUUACAAUUACAAAGCAGCGUCAUCGUGUCGACGGCUCCGGGCCGUGAACUCAUCUCGGCGUGAGGUGGUUCAGCGGCGGGAGGAAGGGCCGGAGCUGCUCCACUCGCUCCCUGCGGCCGCGCCACACGGAGGCGGAGGCGCCGCCGCGAGCGGGGUGCCGGUGUACGUAAUGCUGCCGCUGGACACGGUGUCGCCGGAAGGAAGGCUGCAGCGGACACGGGCGCUAGCGGCGAGUCUGGCCGCUCUGCGCAGCGCGGGAGCGGAGGGGGUGAUGGUGGACGUGUGGUGGGGGCUGGUGGAGAGGGCGGGGCCCGGGCAGUACGAUUGGGGUGCGUACGAAGAAUUGGUCCGCAUGGUGGACAGGCACGGGCUCAAGCUGCAGAUGGUCAUGUCGUUUCACCAGUGCGGCGGCAACGUCGGGGACAACUGCCGCAUUCCCCUGCCGCCGUGGGUGCACGAAGAAAUCAGCCGGAAUCCGGACAUCGUGUACACCGAUCGGUCGGGCCGCCGGAAUCCGGAGUAUAUCUCUCUCGCCUGUGACACGCUGCCGGUGCUGCGCGGCCGAACGCCCGUCCAAGUCUACUCCGACUACAUGCGGAGCUUUAGAGAUCGCUUCGGAGGCUUCCUCGGCGGAGUAAUCGCGGAAAUCCAAGUGGGAAUGGGACCUUGUGGAGAGCUAAGGUAUCCUUCGUAUCCAGAGACCAAUGGCACUUGGAGAUUCCCAGGAAUUGGAGAGUUCCAAUGCUACGACAAGUACAUGAAAGCUUCACUUCGAGCCGCCGGAAUUGCCGCGGGCCAUGAGGAGUGGGGUCGCGAAGGUCCCCACGACGCCGGCCACUACAACCAGUUCCCCGAGGACACCGGAUUCUUCAGGCGAGAAGGUACUUGGACCAGCGACUACGGCAGGUUCUUCCUCGAGUGGUACUCAGGCCAGCUCCUGGAGCACGGCGACCGUGUCCUCGCCGCCGCCGAGGCAGUAUUCCUCGGCACCGGCACGAAGCUCUCGGCGAAGGUCGCAGGGAUACACUGGCACUACCGCACGAGGUCCCACGCGGCGGAGCUGACGGCCGGUUACUAUAACACGCGAAACAGAGAUGGGUACCUCCCCAUUGCACGAAUGAUGGCGAAGAGAGGCGCGGUGUUGAACUUCACGUGCAUGGAGAUGAAGGACGAGCAGCAGCCAGGCCAUGCCGGUUGUUCGCCGGAGCUCCUCGUGCAGCAGGUCAAGCAGGCAACGGCGGCGGCCGGAGCAGAACUCGCCGGGGAAAACGCUCUUGAGAGGUACGAUGAAGCGGCAUAUGCACAGGUGGUGGCUACGAGUAAGGCUGCAGGGCUGAGUGCCUUCACGUACUUGAGAUUGAACAAAAACUUGUUUGAAGGAGAGAAUUGGCGACACUUCGUUGGGUUUGUAAAGAGCAUGAGAGAGGGAGGGAGGAAAAAGGGGCUGCCCAAAAGUGACACCACUCGCUCUGAACUGUACGUUGGAUUCAUAACUAGCGCUAACAAAAAGCCAGAGCUUGAAGCAGCUUCCUAGCUGGUAACGCAACCUGAGGAAUCUGAUACUUCAAGAACUUGUUACCCAUUUGGAGGUGCCUAUCUAUGCAUUGUGUAUUGUAAUUCUCAUAUACAACGUCACACCGACAAUCAAUUCUUAUUUUAUUAUACGAGAUCUGUUAUGUUAUUUAUAUAUUUAAAUAAAUUUUAUUUUAUCA
Messenger RNA from Zingiber officinale, 1852 nucleotides. RefSeq names its product beta-amylase 3, chloroplastic-like. Gene Ontology annotation, biological process: polysaccharide catabolic process. Gene Ontology annotation, molecular function: beta-amylase activity. Bases 28 to 1674 code for a protein of 548 amino acids. Lineage: Eukaryota; Viridiplantae; Streptophyta; Magnoliopsida; Zingiberales; Zingiberaceae. The record is from RefSeq and is a predicted model, not a curated record. The transcript is spliced from 4 exons.